Messenger RNA from Strongylocentrotus purpuratus (purple sea urchin), 2748 nucleotides. Its product is annotated as E3 ubiquitin-protein ligase RNF13. Gene Ontology annotation, cellular component: cytoplasm; nucleoplasm. The transcript is spliced from 10 exons. NCBI's taxonomy places the organism in Eukaryota, Metazoa, Echinodermata, Echinoidea, Camarodonta, Strongylocentrotidae. The coding region runs from base 329 to 1537 and encodes 402 amino acids. The record is from RefSeq and is a predicted model, not a curated record.
UAUUAUGGAACUUGUGCAUGAAUCAUGUUGCAGAUGAAAGUCUGUGUUGUGAACUAGUCAGAAAAUCUCAUCUUUAUUACCAUCAAACAUAUAAAGGACUUAUCAUUUUGAUGAAGAAUCGAAGUUCGUAGACUUUUCAAGCGGAUGAUCUCACUGUGACAUCAUCAGCCAUACGGAUCGAGUCAGUUCAUUGACGGAAAGCCGCUCGGCUUCGUUUAAAGCUCUCUGGCCAAGACAGUCAAAGAACCCAUUACACCUUCUUGAAGUUCUUGAGCAUGUGAGGUAAAGCGAGGGAGCAUUGAGGUAAUCGCAGACAGAAAUUGAAAGAAUGAUGUUGUUCUCAUCGCGUCGCAGCUAUCAGAUGAAGAUGGACGUCGGACAGGUGGUCGUUGCCCUGGUCGUCCUCUGCACGGAGAUCAUGCAGAUCACCGCUGAUGUCAUAGCUACUUCUCCGCACAACGAUACCACCGCUUUCCAGUCAGUCACAGCUGCGUUUGGGCCUCCCCCAGAUGGGCAAAUGCAGGGUUUGUUAGUAGUGGCCAAUCCGAUUGAAGCUUGUGGGCCGAUACAAGUACCUCCCCUUCUGCCCAACGUGACUGGUGUGUACUUUGCCCUCAUCAAGAGAGGGAGCUGUAACUUCGAUAAGAAGGUAUAUAAUGCCCAACAGGCAAGGUACAUGGGGGCCAUUGUGUAUAACGAUGAAGGCAAUGUCCUCACUACUAUGAGCGGUAGUCAAUAUAACAAGUUAAUCUAUAUACCAUCAGUGUUUGUUGGGAAAGACAGUGGCGAAACAUUGCAAGGGAUGAACUACUCAACAGGGUAUACCAUUGAGCUAACUCCUGGCUUCGUCUUUCCCUUUCAUUUAUACCUCAUCCCAUUCGCAAGCAUAGUAGGAAUAUGUUUCAUCGUAAUGUUAUGCUUCAUGAUUGCAAAGUAUGUGAGAGAUCAACGAAGGCAAAGGAAAGCCAGACUAUCCCGGGACCAUCUCAAAAAGCUGCCUAUCAAGAAAUUCAAGAAGGGUGAUGAAUAUGAUAUAUGUGCUAUCUGCCUUGAUGACUACGAGGAAGGUCAAAAGCUGCGCAUACUGCCUUGCAACCAUGCUUACCACUGUAAAUGCAUAGACCCCUGGCUGACGAACAACCGUCGCACCUGCCCCAUCUGCAAGCGCAAGGUCAUCCCUCCGGGCAUGGCUGACUCGGACGAGGAAUCUGACUCUGAGGCCGGUGACGCCCCAAACGAGAACACGCCUCUCCUAUCUAGCAUGCAUUCAGAUAACCUGAGCGACCAUGGCGCGGUGGGUGGACUCGCCGAGACGGCGACUCCGCCCCCAUCCCCGAUGACGUCCGUUGAAGGCGAUGACUACCCGCCCAUCGACACCUUGAUCAAGGUCGAGUCGGAUUCGGAGUCUUCUGGAAGUUUCCCGCUUGAGGAGGCUAAAGGGAACAUCCAGGAACCACCCAACAGUAACGUGCUCAGCGUGACCGUGCAUUCUGAGAACGAAAUAGAUCCAAGCACGAGUAGUGCUCCCAAAGUCUGAAACCCCACCUAUAGUGGGACAUUUAAAUUGAAGGAAUGAACUGCGUGAAUCAUCGUCACCCGCUAGCAAUUGACAUCAUAGAACCUUGAUGAUAAUGAAAGACAGAAUAAAUGACUGACUGAAUGACUAAAGGAAUGGAUUGAAUGAACAAAGACGAAUCGAUUAAGCGCCAUUUCAAUCUUGCAUCGUUAUCACAAUGAUUCAUUUAUUGCACUCGAUCGUGGGGAACUGCCAAAUUUAUGAACAGCGCCCUCACCCCACCAAUGCAGGCAGUCGCAUUUCCUGUGAUACUCUCCAUGAUUUCUGCACUUUCAUGGUGGGAAAUUUUCCUACGGCAUCAAAGAAGGAGUUGGGAUGAAUUUGAUUUCCAAAGCAGCUGUGCACUUAAUGUACACGUAUCUAAGACAAGCUAACGGACGCUAGCUUCAGUUGUCAUGGUUAGCAGGUUCUGCUAACUGAUUUUUUUUUUAUAGGGCACUUGUCUUUGAAGUAUUGAAUGUGAUUAUCAUAAGGUCUGUUUGUAGCCAAAAGGGCAUGUAACUCUGUUCAAGUAUAAUAUACUUGAAGGGCGUUAACUCAUAUUAUGAAUUAACGCUCUUCUGGCUACAAACAGACGGUAUCGUGAUGUACAUAGCACUGUUUUUGUGUUAAAAAUUCUAAUACAUUAUUUGACUUUACCACUUUAGAAAUGAUGAUCAUUAAGUACAUAUUUAAAAGAUUGUAUACCUUUGAUUAUACACAUUCACAUCAAAAAACAAAUGUCAUCAUUUUGUGUUAUGAGUUGCAUUUAUGGAUAUAAUUUUUUCUCCUAUUUCCAUUACUCUCCGUACAUACUUGUAGCUUUCUUUUCACCCUAUUAUCAUUCACUAGGUACAUUAUACACUCUAGAUAUUUCUUUUAAACCCAUAUUGUUGACACAUAUAAAUAUUACUUGAAAGAAGAAAGUGAGGUAUAAAGAUAUUAAUUUUGUUCACUAUAUUUUGGGGAAAAUUGAGAGAUCUUAUUAAUUUCAUCUUGUUAUGUAAGAGGAAGCACUUAUUAUAUUUUUUCUAAAUAUAAACUUAGCAACUAUACACUAAUGUCAAUUUUUAGAAAAUAAAGUGGCCAAUUUUACCUUAAUUUCUAAACUACUGGUAUAAGACUUUAUGGAUAGUUUUCAGAAUGCUGCUCUACUAUGAAGCAUUUUAAACACCCUUGUAUUAUCAAUCCAA